This is a messenger RNA of Vombatus ursinus (common wombat), 948 nucleotides long. Its product is annotated as cytochrome b-245 light chain. Gene Ontology annotation, biological process: superoxide anion generation. NCBI's taxonomy places the organism in Eukaryota, Metazoa, Chordata, Mammalia, Diprotodontia, Vombatidae. Gene Ontology annotation, cellular component: NADPH oxidase complex. The transcript has 6 exons. Bases 90 to 665 code for a protein of 191 amino acids. Gene Ontology annotation, molecular function: heme binding. The record is from RefSeq and is a predicted model, not a curated record.
UCAGUGCCGGGCUCCCGCCGCCGCCGCGGUCUCCUACUCCUCCGGCUUCUCCCGCUGCCCGCUCUCUCCGGGGGUCGCCGCCUGCCGUGAUGGGGCAGAUCGAAUGGGCCAUGUGGGCCAACGAGCAGGCUCUGGCGUCCGGCCUCAUCCUCCUGACUGGUGGCAUUGUGGCAACCGCUGGGCAGUUUGUCUGGUGGCAGUUUGGUGCCUACUCGAUUGUAGCUGGGGUAUUUAUCUGCCUGCUGGAAUACCCCCGGGGCAAGAGGAAAAAGGGUUCCACCAUGGAGCGAUGGGGUCAGAAGUACCUGACAACCGUGGUAAAGGCAUUCGGGCCCCUGACUAGGAACUACUAUGUCCGAGCCAUCCUGCACCUCUGCUUGGCGGUCCCUGCAGGGGUACUAUUAGCCACCAUCCUGGGCACGGCCUGUCUGGCGAUUGCAAGCGGGAUCUAUCUCCUGGCUGCAAUCCGGGGAGAAGAGUGGAUGCCCAUUGAGCAGAAGCCCAAGGAACGACUUCAGGUUGGGGCCACCAUCAAGCAGCCUCCCAGUAAUCCCCCACCCCGGCCCCCCGCCGAGGUCCGGAAGAAGCAGCCUGAGGAAGAAGCCGCAGGGCCCUCUGGGGGGCCCCAGGUGAACCCCGUCCCAGUGACUGAUGAGGUUGUGUAAGGAGACCCUGAGCCUGGCCUGGGACCCUUGUUGAAGCCCGGCCCCACCCCCACCUCCCUACUCAAGCGGGGACCAGCUUCCUCCACCACCGUGCACUCCCACAAAUGACCACCAGAGGGCAAAAGACAUAAAAGACCAGCACCCCUGUUGCCUGGGACAGGGAACCUCCUGGCAGGUUGUUUGGCCCCGGGGGCACAGCCUGUCCUAUUUCCCAUCUGUCCUCAUCCUUGGUCACAGUUUCCAGUUGCAAUAAUUAUUUUGUAAUAAAUGCAUCAGGGUAAAA